AUGUUUGAGUGCUUCUUAGAAAUCGGCUUUGAAGCCGAACUAAACACCAAAGAAGACCCAGAGUUAAUGGAAUUGGCAUAUGAACAGUGCAAAGAGAACCUGGCUACCAGGGCGGCAGCCAUCACAGAGCUUAGGCAAAUGAUAUUUGAUAGGGGUGAAUGUCAUCCUUUAAGAACAGAUGAUGAAUACCUGCUAAGGUUUCUUCGAGCGAGAGAAUUCAUUGUACCAAGAGCACAUAAACUGUUGGUUCGAUACUGCACGUUCAGGGCAGAGAACAAGCAUCUCUACGAAGGAGUAGACCUAUGGGACCUCAUCAAGGUGAAGGAUGCGUAUGAAGGCACCAUGCUGGACCGACCAGAUACUGGGAGACUAUCCGUCUUCAGAUUCGGUCGAUGGGACCCAAGUGAGUACCCUGUGGAAGACCUUUUACGCGCUGGUAUGGCGAUGACGGAGAUCGGUAUCAGACAGCCGAAGCUACAAAUACUGGCUGGCACUGUGAUCGUGGACCUUGAGGGGCUUACGUUACGACAUGUGGCGGCCCUAACUCCGACUGUGGCAUACCAGAUUGUGUGUCUUAUGGGAAUAGCAAUGCCAGCGCGUAUCAAAGGAGUCCACAUCAUCAACUACUCCUGGAUCCUGAACACCUUCUUCUAUAUCUUCAAGAAGUUCAUACCACAGCAUGCUUGGCAGUACAUUCACUUUCAUGGCAAUGACCUCAAAUCCCUCCAAAAACAUCUAGAUUUGGAGUGUCUCCCUCCCAGAUUCGGAGGAAAGUGUAGGGCUGGCGCAAACUUUGGAGUCUGGCUGUCAAAGAUAAAGAAAUACAGAGACGAGAAAUUUGAUAAGGAAAUGAAACAAUUGGGUUAUGUUAUCAAAGAGUAA
Messenger RNA from Spodoptera littoralis (African cotton leafworm), 882 nucleotides. Lineage: Eukaryota; Metazoa; Arthropoda; Insecta; Lepidoptera; Noctuidae. The record is from the annotation of a GenBank genome assembly.